Lates calcarifer (barramundi perch) is the source of this 6540-nucleotide messenger RNA. RefSeq names its product CUGBP Elav-like family member 2. Lineage: Eukaryota; Metazoa; Chordata; Actinopteri; Centropomidae. Gene Ontology annotation, biological process: regulation of alternative mRNA splicing, via spliceosome; mRNA splice site recognition. The transcript is spliced from 13 exons. The record is from RefSeq and is a predicted model, not a curated record. The coding region runs from base 99 to 1700 and encodes 533 amino acids. Gene Ontology annotation, molecular function: mRNA 3'-UTR binding. Gene Ontology annotation, cellular component: ribonucleoprotein complex; nucleus; cytoplasm.
AGUAGGCGGGAGACAGAGAAAGGGAGAGAAACACAUAGAGGAAAGAGGGAAAGAGAAGAAAGUGUCCAUUACACCGGGUGGAUUUUUCCAGAGCACUGAUGUUGGAACACUCUUCUGAGCUGGCCCUGGUGCAGAGUUUGUAUGCCAACAGCAUGCGCUGUCCCCCCUCUGCAGCCGGGAUCUCUGUCAGGAAUGAGGACCUGCCUAUGAGCAACGGCAACGGCAGCAAGAUGAACGGGUCGCUGGAGCAUUUGGACCAGCCAGACCCAGACUCCAUCAAGAUGUUUGUGGGACAGAUCCCGCGCUCCUGGUCAGAAACAGAACUAAAAGAGCUUUUUGAGCCAUUUGGAGCUGUGCACCAGAUCAACAUCCUCCGUGAUCGCACCCAGAAUCCCCCUCAAAGCAAAGGAUGCUGUUUUGUAACUUUUUAUACAAGAAAAGCUGCACUGGAGGCCCAGAAUGCACUGCACAACAUAAAGACCUUAAGUGGGAUGCAUCAUCCUAUCCAGAUGAAACCCGCUGACAGUGAGAAAACAAGUGCGGUAGAAGACAGAAAACUCUUCGUCGGAAUGGUUUCAAAGAAAUACGGCGAAAACGAGGUCAGAAUGAUGUUCUCGUCUUUCGGGCAGAUCGAAGAGUGCAGAAUUCUCCGGGGACCAGAUGGUCAGAGCAGAGGCUGUGCGUUUGUCACAUUUGCUACCAGGGCAAUGGCACAGAAUGCAAUCAAAACCAUGCAUCACUCUCAGACUAUGGAGGGCUGCUCCUCACCUUUGGUGGUGAAGUUUGCAGACACACAGAGAGAUAAGGAGCAGCGGCGCCUGCAGCAGCAGUUAGUACAGCAGAUUCAGCAGCUCAACAGCGCCUCCACCUGGGGAAACCUGGCUGGCCUGGGGACCCUUACACCGCAGUACCUGGCUUUGCUCCAGCAGGCCACAUCUACCAGUAACCAAGGCAGUUUCAAUGGUAUUCAGAGGCUAGGAGCAGGUGUGAAUCCCCUUCAGCUGCAGAACUUGGCCACGCUAGCUGCUGCUGCGGCUGCAGCUCAGAGCUCUGGCAGCCCGACUUCUACCAGCGCCCUGUCUACAAACAGCGGAGCCCUGGGAGCUCUGGCCAGUCCAGCUGGUUCAACAGCAGGGUCCAGUGCCGGUGCCGCCAUGAACACCUUGGCAUCUCUGGGCACCCUGCAGGGUCUCACUGGGACCUCUGUGGGCCUCAACAACCUCAACGCUCUCACCAGCAGCGUCAGUGGUAUGGGGGCCAUGAAUGGAGGCCUGGGAGCCUCCAUGGCCAAUGGGUCAGCAGCCAGCUCCAUGGAUGCUCUGACCCAGGCCUACUCAGGGAUGCAGCAGUACACAGCCUCCGCCCUGCCCUCCCUCUACGGCCAGUCUCUCCUGCAGCAGAGCGUUGCUGGCAGCCAGAAGGAAGUAGGGCCAGAGGGCGCCAACCUGUUCAUCUACCACCUGCCCCAGGAGUUUGGGGACCAGGAUCUUCUGCAGAUGUUCAUGCCUUUUGGAAAUGUGGUCUCUGCCAAAGUCUUCAUUGACAAACAGACCAAUCUGAGCAAGUGCUUUGGGUUCGUCAGCUAUGACAAUCCUGUGUCUGCGCAAGCUGCCAUCCAGGCCAUGAACGGUUUCCAGAUCGGAAUGAAGAGGCUGAAGGUUCAGCUGAAGCGCUCCAAGAACGACAGCAAACCCUACUGAUCCUAGCCCCGGGGCCUUCCCCCCUCCCCAGCUCUAAUGCUAGCACUGCUAGGGUAAGUUCACCCUCCAGCCAAGGUCACCACAGCAGAGACUCAGUGGGGCAGGGGGAAAGGAGCCCACCACAGGAGGGAGACUUACCCUAAUCCUAAAAAAAAAUGGUUGCAAUGAUCGUUCCACAUUCUACUGUAUUUCAUUCCUGAGGUUUUCUCAUGUAAUUUGAGUCGGAUUAAAUAUUUUAAUGUAUAUGAUUAUUUAUGACUAUCACUGGAGUCAGUGUUCGCUGGAGGUAUUUUGUGUCACUGUAUUUAGUGGAGAGCAUCAGGUGUGUUUCCAUGCCAUUUCAUUGCCUUCAGGUCAAGCUAGACAGGUUGACUAAGGAUCAGUUGUUGUGUUGAAGGGCUGAAGCCAGGCCACGUAGACACCACCCCCCACCCCCCACCCCCCGAGCCCAGAGCUUCAACCUGUGUUUGGCUUUUUCGUGUAGUUUGUCUCGUUUGUGUCAUUCUUAAUGUGAAGAUCUUUUGCACUCUAAAUUCUUCAAUCUUCGUCCCCCUUCCUCACCCUCUAUCUGUGUCUCGCUCUUUCUCUCCCCUCCCUGUCGUAUCGUUAUCUAAGCCAUGUUGAGCUAGGCUACCUCUCUCUUUCUCUGUUAACAACCUCUUCCAGUCAUUCCAUCCAUCCUCCAAGUCUCCCACAAGGGACUGGCUCUAGAUGGAUCUCUCUGGGUGCCAAGUAUACAGUUUGUGCAUGUCGGAGUCUCUGCCAUAUGUCCUGGUGGUUGUCACUUCCUUAAAUCUGUGUAUUGUUUUUGUGUGUCUAGAGAGAUUUGUUGGGGGGGGAUGUUUACCGCCCUGUCCUUACUGUAUGUGGUGAUUGGCGUUGUUUUUGUUGGUUUUUGUGCCUCAUGGCUAAACGAUUCUUGUGCUGUGCCCCUAACUUUCUCUUCUCUCCUCUUUGUCUUCUCUCUCUCUCUCUCUCUUUCUCUCCCUCUCUCCCUCUCUCUCUCUCUCUCUCUCUUCCUUUCGUGUUUUUGUUCCUUUUUUAGAACAAAUCUCCAUGCCUGUUUGCUCAUCAUUAGCCUAGCAUGUCUUCAUGAUGUUGAAAGCCAAGCCAAACUCCUGGCCUCAUCAUCCCACCAUUGUCUGUGAUGUCUCUCUAAGCUCGCCUGACCAAUACCUGGCCACCCACUGACCCUUGACCUUAGCUCAACCUGAUUUUUCUGCAUGUAUAUUAAUUUUUUGGUUUUGUUGUUUCUGUAUAGAAAUGUGACAGGUGGGAGAGAGGUCAAGCAAAUCAAUGUGAAAACUUACCUACGUUGAAUUCAUUUAAGAGACCUUUUUUGUUUUUGCGAAUGUUUUUUUAAAAAAAAACCUGUGGGAUUUCUUAUUUUUAAUUUAGCUUUUUUCCUUUUUUUGGGUUUUGUUUUUUUUUUUAUGUUGCUUUCUUUUUACCUCUCUCAGUAAAGUUCACUUGAAAGUUGAAUACAGGGAUUGGCACACAGCUGUGCUAUUUGGUGCCAUUAGCAAUAUGUUGGCUUCUUUUUAAAAAAAAAAAAAAACAUGCUUCAGACCACUUUCCAACACUUUUGAAAGUCUGACCAGUAAAACCCCUCUCAGUGCUCUGUAAUGAUCUCUACAUUUUGCGGGCAGUGUGAAGAUUUACACCAAGGCUAUUUAAAAAUAUAUUUUGUUUUUCAUUUACAAAAAUAUCCAGUGUAUUUACCUUUUUUUGAACUAUUGAUGGCACAAUAAAAGGUACAUUUGCUCUGUUUAGAGAAAUGACUACCUACAUGAGUCAACUUUUUUAGAACUGAUUCACAAAUAGACAAUCUGUGGUUUAAAUGCACACUUAGAUUACCUAUAUUUUAUACCAUUGAAUCUAUAGAAGUUUAACUAACAGAACCCAGGCAAAACGUUGGGUUUUUUGUAGAUUAUGUUGUAAUGUCAUCUGUGUCGGGGGGGUCUUCAGUGUAUUACAUUUUUAAAGAGGACUAAAAUCAGCGUUUGAUCAGCGUGACCAUUUGAGGGUCAUUUCUAGUAGAUUAAAAACACUUUAAUUCAAAAAUUCCUCUACAUUAAUUGUGAUUUCAACUUCUAGGGAAAAAAGUACUUUUUUUUAUGGUCACCUUUUGAGUAUGUAGGCUAAUCCUUUUUUUUUUUUUUUUCCUCCUGCGUUCAAGAAAAAUUUUGUGUUCAAUUUCCACGGUACGUCUUGUUGACUUUCUGUGAAUUUGUCAUUAAUAAUUUAAUUAAUGGAUGUUUCACUUUGGUUUAGUUUGGAUGCCUCAUGUUGAAAGAUGAUGAUUUACAAUGUCUGUUAAUCAUACAGAUGCCAGACAAUGUUUUUUUCUUGUUUUAUUUUGUUGUUAAAGUGCCCAUGUGUCAAACUCUGUUUUUGAUUUCACACAACAUUCUUUCCUGUAAUAUUAUGUAGUUUUCUUUACACGCACACGCACACACACUGCGACACACAACACACUUUCUGUGAUUGCAAAAGUGGGAGCCCCUGAAGAAGAGAUCACUCGGACGCGACACACGACCUGUGGGUCUCUGCACAUUUUAUAGACACACACAGACACACUUGCUUUUUUACUUUGUUUUUUUGCUGAUUGUUCUUUUUAAGUGACUUCCAGUAUCAUGUUUCAGUCAUACACGAUGCACAGCACAUUAAUACUACUAAACCCACCACAAUAGUGUUGGUUUACAAAUACAUUCCAUUUUUUCAGCACGAAGUUUACACUUAUUUUUUAUCGGGGUGGUAUUUUAUCUGUUGUAGUACAAGUUGUUGAUACAACCCUGGUAAAAUAACAGCCACUUCUCCCCCCUCCCACCCUCCUCCCCCCCAAAGAAGGGUUCUCUAAAACUGCGUACCUGAUGGCGCUAAAGAGUUGUCAACUCAGGGGUUUUUUGUGUGUGAAACUAGACACUCACACAGGAUUAUGACACAAAAUGCACAAUUGUCACCAUUUGACCUUUUUGGUUUGGAUUUUUUUUCCUUUUCUCAAAAUACAUAAAUAUUCCAAAAAAAAAAAAGUAAAAGAAAGGUACCAAAUUUGAAACCGUGCUGGAGGAAAGUGUAGUUUUGUAAGGAAAACGUUAAGCACAAUUGUGGGAGCUUAAUCACUUUUGCAGAAUGUUGUGUGUGAUUAUAAUCCCAACGUUUUCAAGGUACCACUGAUUUCACUUUUUAAUAUGGGCAUGUGCUUUUUACAGUGUGUUUUUUCUAUCCAAAUGCAAUACAAUAUUCAAAGUGCCAUAUAUACGUCUAGAAACUGCCUACACAUCCUUAUUAGGCCUUGGUUUAGAGAUUGCUGCAGUUCGCCUUUUUUUGUCUAUUUAUGCCAGUGUCAUGAAAGCUCUUGUCACCUGCUCAUGUGUCCCCCCCCUCCCCCUUUUUCUCCCCUUCCCCUCCCACUCUGUGUGUUGAGUUACUGGUAAAUGUGUAUUGUGAUGUACUCAAUUUGAACAGUUGGUCAAAAAAAAUUGUAGAUAAACAAUAAACUUCCCUAUACAUUUGAAGGUUAAACCUCUUUCUUAGUGAGUGUGAACACAUGUGUUGUAACACUUGCGAUACAAACAAAUUGGUGACCGGAUGUGUUAGGGGAAUUUGUUUUGAGUUUAAUAAAAGUCCAAAACAAGCAAGUUUAAAAAAAGGAAAAAGAAAAAAGAAAAAAAAAAGACGAUGACAACUUGGGAGCCAUGUUCUUUACAUGAUAAAAUCGUGUGUCAAACACUGAAAUGAUUGCAGGUCUGUGGCGAUAUGCAGUGUAUGUUGAAGUGUUACUGUGAAUGAAUAAAAUAAAAAAAUUUAAAAAUGAAAAAAGAAAAGCACAAUGUACAGUCCACAGCGGUCCCAACAAGAACUUGACUCACUUCAGGGGCUUCCAUCACAAAUCCCGUUCAAGCUCUAACAAUCACUUUCUUUCUUCUGUUGUUUUCAUAUUCUGAAGUGCUAUUUUUUGACAGUGUGGUAGCUUUGCAUCUCUAUAGAUAUUGUCCUGAUCCAAAAGAAAAGAGAGAAAAAAAAUCUUUUCCUGUGUUAAUUUUCUUGUCUGAUAAUCGGUAGGACUUUGUUCAUGUUCCACCAAUAAUUUAAUAGAUGUUUUGUCUUGUCUUGAUGAAAGCCAAAGUGGGUGCAUCUUGAUGUGAUCUGUAUUAUACAUACAGUAGUUUUCUCUUUUUUUUUCUCUUUCUGUUCAGUCAAUAUCAAUUUUUUGAAACUGGGUGGGAUUUGAAAAAGAAAAAAAAAAUGACAUACACAGGCUUUCCAAUUUCUACAACUGGUUGUUCAUAUGUAUUUUGUACCAGUGAAGCUUUUUAUAUUGGAAAUUAAAGAAAAAAAAAUCUAUAUUGGAAAAAAAAAUUGUCUGGCCUCUCAAUGUGGCCUCGCCUUGACCAGGUCUUGAGUUUGGCCUCUUGGUGGUGUCAAGCAAUUUUUUUUGUUUUUGUUUCUUUCUUUUUUUUGGUUUGUUUGUCUCUAAAAGAUGCCUGAUUUUGAUUUUACUUGGAUCUCUACAUGUUCCUCACUUCGUUGAUCAGUUUCAGUUUCGGGGGGGUUGGGAUCCUCUAAGUCGUGGUAAGUUUCAUGUUAGUAUUUGUGCUGUCCACAUAGUUUAAUGGUCAUCAGGAUUUCGACAAAUUGUGUGGAUAAUUGUCUUAGUUGAAGAGUUAACUAUCUGUUUAGUUUGAGCCUUGCUUUUUCCUGUGUAGAGUUUUCUGUUUUUUCCCAUAGCGGAGUGUGUAGCCGAAAGACUCUGUGUUCUUUUUUGGUCAAUGUUUGUUCAUGUGUGGUGUGUUUCUUUGCCUCUGUCUCCAAAUUAAACCAUUUCCCCUAAUAUGGA